Messenger RNA from Talaromyces proteolyticus, 2291 nucleotides. RefSeq names its product major facilitator superfamily domain-containing protein. Gene Ontology annotation, molecular function: transmembrane transporter activity. NCBI's taxonomy places the organism in Eukaryota, Fungi, Ascomycota, Eurotiomycetes, Eurotiales, Trichocomaceae. The transcript is spliced from 5 exons. The coding region runs from base 494 to 2038 and encodes 514 amino acids. The record is from RefSeq and is a predicted model, not a curated record. Gene Ontology annotation, biological process: transmembrane transport.
UGGCAUUGUUGUAAUCAUUGCUCUUUGGUAUUCGUGAUGGGUUGAUCAGCCGACUGUCGGAUGCAGCCCGGAUGUCGGUCUGGCCGGGACCGGUCCCUCCCGUUGCACUUCCUGCUCUGGUCUUGCCACGGCGCUUCCCCCUGCGAAAACCCUGAUAAGGCCUGCCUACGCUCACCGCAUCCUCUCUUCCCCUCUUUCUUCCCCGUCAGCCUCAUCCUUGCUGUGUCACCUCACGCCCUUUCUCUGCCUUCGCCAUUCUUCGUGUCUACUUGUGCUACUCUCGAAUGCACCUGACAGCAGAGCGACAAGGACAAGGACAAGGACUGUCAACACAUACUAACGCUUCGACAGCACUAGUCGCCGAGGAAAGAUAAGUAAAAGCACCGGGAAAGCGACCCACGCAGAAAAGGUCGUUUCUCUUCGAAAAGAAAUUUUCUUGCGUGGUCUCGCGUGGAAAGGAAGUGGUAAGAACUGUUCAAGUUUCAAAAGAACUAUGGUAUCAACGCGACAGACAAGGUCAAUCUCGAACGACGAUGGUUUCCCUGCUCUGCAGCUCUUUCUCUUGGCAAUCUGCCGUGUGGCCGAGCCAAUCGCUCUUACCUCCAUCUUCCCCUACUCAUGGGUAAUGGUCCAAGAGUUUCAUAUCGGCAAUCCCAAUGACGCGUCUUUCUAUGCGGGUAUCCUCAUCGCCGCCUUUUCCCUCGCGGAAGCCAUGACUGGUAUGUUCUGGGGAGCACUGUCUGAUCGCAUCGGACGGAAACCUGUCCUCCUUAUGGGCUGCGCUGGUACUAUACUCUCGCUCCUCAUUGUAGGGUUCUCCACUAAUUACUGGCUCGCUCUGUUUGGCCGAGUCAUUGGUGGCAUGCUGAAUGGAAACGUCGGUGUCAUUCAGACAAUGGUGGGAGAACUCGUGAGGCGUCCAGAGCACGAGCCGCGAGCUUACGCGAUUAUGCCUUUUGUCUGGUCCAUCGGUACAAUCCUUGGACCUGCCGUUGGUGGUCUCCUUGCAAAACCCGCCGAAGGAUUCCCCUCUGUGUUUUCCCCAGAUGGCCUGUUUGGGAAGUAUCCGUUUUUGCUUCCCAAUAUUUUCUGUGCUUCCUUCCUCCUUAUUAGCAUCAUCGGAGGCGCUUUCCUUCUCCUCGAAACCCACCCCGAUCUCCAACCCGAGGCCCAAUCUCUAGACCACCACUCCAACGCUGAGACACCUUUGAUAUCUGCUGCGUCAAACCCUAGUGUGGGAUAUUGCACAGAAUCAUACGGGACCUUUCGCGAUGUCGAUGUACAUUCAGACGAAAGCUGGCGAUCCCAAAUCGAGGGCUCUAAAGAGAGGACAUCCUCUCCACAAAAUGAAAUAGCCUUCACUACCCAGGUGGUCAUGUUUAUAACUGCCCUUGGCAUAUUCACAUAUCACUCGAUGACUUUUGAUCAUCUCCUCCCUAUAUUUUUACAAGACAAGAACAACAUGGAUCUCGCCAAAAGCACCUUGACACAUAUACCCGGCGGGCUAGGCCUAUCAACGCGGACUGUAGGGUUCAUCAUGUCAAUUGAUGGCUUGAUAGCGCUUUUCAUCCAAAGCGUCCUCUUUGCACCAUUGGCCGACUGGCUUGGCGUCCUUCCUCCCCCGAACCUCGUUUUCGCAGGAAUUUACACCUGCUUGAUAAUCCGCAAUCUCCUUUCCAUUAUAGCCUACCCAGUUCUCUUGAUUCUCAUCAAGCAGUCUAGCCCAUCACCAUCUGUAAUGGGCAAAAUCAACGGCCUGGCGGCUUCCGCCGGCGCAGCCUGUCGUACCAUUGCACCUCCAGUCGCAGGGCUUCUGUAUAGCACCGGUACCCAAAUCGGCUGUACAGCGAUUGCCUGGUGGGGUAGCUCCAUCAUUGCCUUGGCCGGAAGCUUCCAGCUCUGGUUCAUCAAGCGCAGAAAGGACACUGUCACUGUCAGAGAUGCCGCUCCGUGUUUGGCUGCUGCUGGGCCCCCUUCUGCCGAGAGCCACCCACGUGAAGUCAUCCACGUAAUUGGCGAACCUGGCCAUCUGCUCUGAUCGCUCUGUUUUUCUGAGCUGUAUAUACUAUACCCUGGAAAUGACCCUUUGUACCGUCUUUCUCCUGGUUCCGUUCCUUUUCGCUUUCCUGUUUGGGUUUCUUUAUCUGGCAAGGCGCAUGGCGAUUGAUGAAAUUAUGAAGUUAUUACUUUGCGGAGGAUACCAUUGUUUUAUUGUUAUUGCUGGAUAAAUAAUGCAUCGUUAGAACAAAUUGUUAUUAGGACAGAGAAUAAAAGUUGAACAUACAUUUAAA